GACCUUAUUAUUAGAGUGAUAAAGUUAUCUGACCAUACUUUGGAAACCUUUUUGUGUUCCUUUGAGCCAAACUGAGAAAAGCUCGGAAUUGUUUUUACUGAAAGAAAAUGAAGAUGACAUGGAAGAAGAAACCGAACAAGAGACCUAUUUCCCAAUUUGAAAACCUUCCUUUCGAAGAUGAAAAUAGUAGUGACCAUCAUUCCAAGGAGAAAGUUCCAAGAAACGAAGAAGCAAUAUCGGAGAGUAAUGAUGUUGAUACUGUUGAGUCUUUUCAACAACUAGGAAAUAAACUUGCUGAGGAAGGAAAAUAUAGUGAAGCACUUGGGAAGUGGGAAUCUGCUCUACUUUUGAUGCCAGAUCGUGCCAUUCUACAUGAACAGAAGGCUCAAAUUUUGCUUGAACUUGGAGAAACAUGGAAGGCGCUAAAAGCUGCUACUCGUGCAACUGAGUUGGAACCAAGCUGGGGUGAGGCGUGGGUCACCCUUGGUAGGGCACAGCUGAAUUACGGUGAGCCCGAUAGUGCUAUCGAAAGCUUAGACAGAGCACUAGCCAUCAAGCCCGAUUCUGUAGAGGCGCGUAAUGAUCGACAAGCUGCCUUGCAUCAUAUUCAGAGGAGAAAACAGUUACAGACAUCGGGUUUGAGCAUGAACCAAAACCGCUUUGCUGUAGUGGACAAAACUAAGAGCGCUUGAAGGUUUGAAAACGUAGGGGUAAUCUCAUUACGGAUGCUGCUUUGUUCUGAUAACCUGAUAAGAUCCUGAAGUUAGGGAAUGUCUUCUGUCACAUUUGACUUCGAGUAACCACUUCUCAAAAUGCCGGCGCAGUAAUAGGAGUUGUAUGUGUGCAUAUCAGUGAGGACAGAAUAGCCAGAAGGGUUGACAAUGAUAAAACAGGAUGCCCAACACUUAAAAUGUCUACUUGUAAUAUAGAUGACCUAGAGUUACUUCAUGGCUUCGUUAGUUUGAUAAUUCAGAUUAGUAAAAUCUACAGUUUCUGGUAAGCAAAUCAAGUCAACGACGUUUUUACAUUCAAAAGUGCAUCUGAAAACCGUUAGCCGGUGAAAAGACUUUGUUUUACAAUGGUGAUGGUAAAUGAGUAGUUACUUUGA
Molecule: messenger RNA, 1108 nt
Organism: Lycium barbarum (goji berry)
Lineage: Eukaryota; Viridiplantae; Streptophyta; Magnoliopsida; Solanales; Solanaceae
Exons: 5
Coding region: 108-692 (194 amino acids)
Molecular function (GO): protein binding
Source: RefSeq, a predicted model, not a curated record